AUUUAAGAGGGAGUUAGAUGUGGUUCUUUUGGCUAAAGGGAUCAGGAGGUAUGGAGAGAAGGCAGGUGUGGGAUACUGAGUUGGAUGAUCAGCCAUGAUCAUAUUGAAUGUCAGUGCAAGCUCGAAGGGCCGAAUGACCUACUCCUGCACCUAAUUUAUAUGUUUCUAUGAUAGGUGCACCAUACUCUUGCCUUCUCCCCAUAACUCCUGACACCCGUACUAACCAAGAAUCUAUCUAUCUCUGCCUUUAAAAUAUCCACUGACUUGGCCUCCACGGCCUUCUACGGCAAAGAACUCCACAGAUUCACCACCCUCUGACUAAAGAAAUUCCUUGUCCUGAAGGGAAACUGGAAGAGAGGUGGGGAUGGGUCAAAGACUGGCAAGUGAUAGGUGGAUACGGGUGAGAGGGAUUCUCAUCUCCUUCCUAAAGGAAUGUCCUUUAAUCCUGAGGCUAUGACCUCUAGUCCUAGACACUCACACUAGUGGAAACAUCCUCUCCACAUCCAUUCUUACCAAGCCAUUCAUUAUUCUGUGCGUUUCAAUGAGGUCCCCCCUCAUUCUUCUAAACUCAAGACGUUAAGAAUGGUCCUUAUCUCUCCAAACCUGUCCUAUCCAUAUACCUGUUAGUUAAGAAACAGUUGGGAUCUCUGCCUCAACUACCUCUUCUAGCCACUUGUUCAAUGCACCCACCACCUGGAGUAUUGCGUACAGUUUUGGUCUCCUAAUCUGAGGUGUGAAAUGGUUACCCCUCAGAUACCCCUCAGAUUCCAAGGACGUCUUUUGGGAAGGAGAUGAGGUGGUAUUUCCUUCGUCAGAUGGUGGUGAAUCUGUGGAAUUCUUUGCCACAGAAGGCUCUGGAGGCAAAGUCAGUGGAUAUAUUUAAGGUAGAGAAAGAUUCUUGAUUCUAGUACGGGUAUCAAAGGUUAUAGGAAGAAGGCAGGAGAAUGGGGUUAUUAGGGAGACAUGGAUGAAUGGUGGAAUAUACUUGAUGGGCCAAAUGGCCUAAUUCUACUCCUAUCUCUUAUGAUCUUCACCUUGUUUCCCUUCCCUUGUUUGAGGGGUAUCUACACCGGACCCUGCCCCCCAAUGUCCAGCAGCUGAAGGACCCUAGACAGUGGUCCUCCCCCAUGGAGCCUUGGCGUUGGCUGCACCAAGCCUCAGUGCUUCCCUCAGCACGUACUCCUGUAGUGUGGAGCGGGCCAGUCGGCAACAUUCCCCGAUGGAUGUCUGGCUGAAAUUUUUUUCCUGAAAGGAAUGAAUUUUCAAGGCGGGAAUGUGGGACCAGAUGGAUUGUUCUUACCCAGAGCUAGUAGGGACUCAAUGGGCACAAUGGCCUUCAUCAACAUGAAAAUCAUACUGUGAUUCUCAGUGCAAUAGUUAACAUCUCUCUACAUAAACACUGGCGCAGCAGUGGAGUUGCUGCCUCACAGCGCCAGAGACCCGGGUUAGAUCCUGACCACAGGAGCUGUCUGUACGGAGUUUGUACAUUCUCCCUGUAACAUGCGUGGGUUUUCUCCGAGAUCUUCGGUUUCCUCCAACACUCCAAAGAUGUACAGGUUUAUAGGUGAAUUGUCUUGGUAUAAAUGUAAAUUGUCCCGAGCGUGUGUAGGAUAGUGUUAGUUUUUGGGGAUCGUGGCUGGCACGGACUCGGUGGGCCGAAGGGCCUGUUUCCGCACUGUAUCUCUUCACUAAACCUUUUUGGUCACAUGUUCAAAAAGCCGUACGUCGAGUGGAUUCAUCUUCAUAUUUUAUUUCUCGUUCUGUUUCAGAUCACUGGAUUUUGUUGAGCGUCCAUUUCCGGUUCAGUGAUGAGUGAGUGCUUGCAACUGGCCACUCUGGGCCGGCCUUUCCAGUUGGGAAUGCUGUACGACUGCCGAUCAGAUGCUCUGAUCCCAGGCGUCACCUUGUGGGACUUGCAGACACUGCAGAGCAACCUUGACUAUCGUGACCAGCCCAGCACUGAGUUUCACAUCAUUGCAUCAGACUCCAUGGAGAAGAAAGCCGCUGCCCUCGAUGUGUCAGCAUCACUGAAAGCGAGUUUCCUGGGUGGGUUAGUGGAGGUGAAAGGGUCGGCAAAAUAUCUCAGAGACACGAAGGAAUCAGAGCAACAAGCACGAGUUACCCUUCAGUACAAAGCAACAACCAAGUUUGAACAACUGACGAUGAGUCACUUAGGGAGACAGAAUAUUACCUACCCGAGUGUGUUUGAUGAGGGCUCAGCCACCCAUGUCAUUACUGCAGUGCUGUAUGGGGCCCAGGCCUUCUUUGUGUUUGACCAAAUGACUUCAUCAACAGAGAAGAUACAGAAUAUCCAGGGCAACAUGGAGGCAACAAUUAAAUGUCUCCCUAUGAUUGCGAUCGAGGGAGAGGCCUCCCUAGAAAUGACAGAAGAACACAAAUCUCAUACCGAGAAGUUUAGCUGCACGUUUUAUGGGGACUUCUCGUUGAAGAACAAUCCCACCACCUUCAAAGACGCCAUCAAUAUCUACGCAACACUUCCACACCUCCUGGGUCCAGAUGGAGAACAUUCAGUGCCCAUCAGAGUCUGGCUCUAUCCUCUCAAUAAACUUGACUCAAAAGCUGCCCAGCUGGUGAGGGAGAUCAGCGUGGGACUGGUCAAUCGCUGCCAGGAUGUCCUAGAACAGCUCAAUGAGGCUGUGAUGAGGUGCAAUGACCUGAUGAAAGACAGUGUCGCAGUUCAGUUUCCUGAGAUUAUAAAUAUUAUACUUCGAUUCCAAAAGAUGUGUCUGGAGUACAAAUUAGGUUUCCAGGGGACUUUAUGUAAAGUUUUACCGUCCAUUCGGGGCGGUGGGAAGGAGGAAGUGUUGCUGGCGGACAUAUUGAAGAACAGGGAGCAGUCACCAUUUAAACACCAAGCACUGACCACAUGGCUGGGUGACAAGGCACGGGAGAUGAGGGUUGUGGGACGUUACCUCAGAAUAUUGAAAGAUAUACCAGUUGUGAAAUCCGAGAGUGAGUUAGAUGAAAUGUUUAUGGAUUUAGCAACAGUUUACGUGGUCUGCUAUACAUUUACAACAUUACAUCAUGAGGAUCUCUACCUGUCAGAGGCAAACAAUUACCUCCAAUCUCCCACAGCUCAGAAAAUGGAGACACAACCUCCUGUUGAUGGAGCCUGUACAAAACGACAAAGUGACUCCUGGUUUAACUUGCCAUCUGUGUCCCAGCAGAUGAGGAAGCUAUCAGGAUCAUUCCUGGACUUCGCCACCGCCAACAUAGCAGAUGGGAAAAUAAAAUUUGCUGUUGGAUCUGUGCGGGAUGACAGCAACAUAGGAGCGUCAAUUUACCUGUAUGAUGGAGGAUGUCUGGAGAACCAGUGCUUUGUUCCUCCGUCACAGCCCGAGAUACCUACGUCUAGUAGAACAACACAUGACAGUGUGACUCUGCAGUUACAGCCACCAACAUUUGGUGCCGAUGAGAUUGUGGGCUACAAGGUAGAGUACCGUGGUAGCCAGCAGGAGGAAUGGACAAUUCUGGAUACACCUGAUCAAUGCCACUCCUUCACAAUACCUGGGUUAGAGCCACACCAGGAGUAUCACUUCCGAUACAGAGCAGUGACCAAGGUCGGGGUCAGCAAGGCUAGUGAGAGCUACAGGAGCAUCACCCGGCCAGCAAGUCCACCUGGUAAACCAGUCUUCCAGGAUUGUUCAUCCAGCCCAACACUGCACUGGGACAGACCAGGUCAGAUUGGAGCUGAUGUUAAUAUAUUUCGGUACAGAAUUGAAUAUAGGGAAGAACCGUCAGAUAAUUUAAACACGAAAGGUGGAUUAUGGGAGGAAGUUAAGACAACAGACGCACAAUGUCACUAUUGUUUAGAGGGACUAAAACCCACGACCGUCUACCAAGUCCGAGUGUCUGCUGACUGUGGAGAAACAGGGUCUAGUGAAGCAAGUGAGGAGGUUUCAAUAAAAACAGGAAACACACCAAUCACAAUAACCCGGAAACGUCGCACAGGCACUAAAUUAAUAUCCAAAGGAAACCCUUCCAUUUACAAGCUCAAACUACAGGAGGAGAUAGCAGAUGAAUUCAAACAGCUUGUGAAAUGCUCCUUCGGAAAACCCACUACAAAACAUACAAUGAAGACAAUUAUGGUUCUGGGAGCAACUGGGUCAGGAAAGACAACCCUCAUCAAUGGGAUGAUCAACUACAUCUUGGGCGUGGAAUGGGGAGACUACUUCAGAUACAAGUUAAUAGCAGAAGAGACAGGAAAAUCCCAGGCUGAGAGUCAGACAUCCUCCAUCACUGCCUACCUGCUCCACCAUCAGAAAGGAUUUAACAUCGAUUACUCUCUGACGAUCAUUGACACACCAGGAUUCGGUGACACCAGGGGCAUCAGCCGGGAUAAACAGAUCACUGAGCAAAUCCGUGAAUUCUUCUCUUCCCCACAAGGUGUUGAUCACAUUGAUGCCGUGUGUUUUGUUGCUCAAGCCUCCCUGGCUCGCCUGACUCACGCACAGAAAUAUGUCUUUGAUUCGAUUCUUGCUAUUUUUGGCAAAGAUAUUGCAGAAAACAUUCAGAUCCUGGUGACUUUCGCAGACGGACAGCCUCCCCCCAUCCUGGGUGCCCUGAAAUUAGCUGAGGUACCGUGUCCCAUAGACACAACGGGUCUGCCAGUACACUUCAAGUUUAACAAUUCAGCUAUUUUUGCCCAGCGUCCAAUCUCAGGGGGAGAGAACGAUGAUAACUUUGAUGCAAUGUUUUGGAAGAUGGGAGCAAACAGUAUGAAGAAAUUCUUUACAGCUCUGAACACAAUGGAAACCAAAAGUUUGAGUUUAACCAGAGAGGUUCUGAAGGAACGUAAGCAGCUGGAAGUUGCAGUGGUGGGAUUGCAGACGCAGAUCCGAGUUGGUCUCGCCAAACUGGAAGAACUCAGGAAAACAGAACAAGCUCUGAACCAACACCAAACCGAGCUGGAUGCAAAUAAAAACUUUGACUAUGAGAUUGAAGUUACACAUCCAGUAAAGGAGGAUAUUAGUGGGACUGGUAAUUAUAUAACCAACUGUCAGAAAUGUUUCUUUACCUGCCACUUUCCCUGCGGCAUUCCUAACGAUGAUGAUAAACGUGAUUGUUGUGCAAUGGACAGACAAGGGAACUGUACGGUCUGUCCACUAAAGUGCAUCUGGAAUGUUCACUUCAACCAAAAGUACAAGUUUGAUUAUGUAACGAAAAAGGAGAAGAGGACAUACAGUGAGCUGAAACAAAAGUACGAGAAUGCCUAUGGUGAAAAGAUGACCCAGCAGAAUGUUAUGGAAUCACUUAAGCGGGAGUUUGCCGAUGUGGAGUACACAGUUCUGGCGCUGAUUGAUCAAUUAUCUGGCAGCAUUAGACGACUUGAAGAAAUAGCUCUGAGGCCAAACCCAUUAUCCACCCCAGCUUACAUUGACCUCAUGAUUCAGUCUGAGAAAGAAGAGGCGAAGCCCGGGUUCAUGGAGCGAAUUCAGACACUGGGGGAAGUAAAGGAACAGGCAUUGUUAAUACAAAAGGUAGCAAAUAAUGAGAAUCUGUUACCAGGGGAGUCGAAGGGAGGUCCAAUGGUUGGGAAAAAUGCUGGAAAAAACACUGGAAUAGUUUCUAUUGUGAAAAAUUGGUUCACAUUCAAAUAGUAAAUGAUAACCAUUCCAACUGUUCCCAAUAGAGGGAGCAAAUGUUUCACUCAACCCUGAAAUAAUCCAUUCUUCUAAUCCCUCUCCUUCUCCUGCCUCACCUUCCCACAGCCUUUCACACCACACCUUGCUUCUUCAAUGCUGCCCCAUCAUCACCCGCUAGCUGCCACACCCUUCACCCUGCUACUCAUCCAAGUACCACAUCAGUACCUCAUGAAAGCCUGAAGAAUCUAUCCACGACCCUUCCUGUUCCAUGUUCAUGUUCCCGCGCGGAGAGCUCACCUAAAUCCCGGCGCCCAAUUCUUCACUAGAUGGGCUGCCCCCUGCACUAGAUCAUAACCUUCUUCCCCAAACCCCGCUCUGUCCGUGAGGUCAGACGGCACAUUUCCCAUCGAGCUUCGGAGGAGGGGAAGCUUUCUGUCAGCUCUGUCCCUCCCUGGUCAUCGUCAGAGUCCGAGUCACGGGCUGGUGGGGGGUAAAGUAGUCAUAGACAAUGUCAUGGAAACUGUUCUACCCCCCCCACCCCCAGCCUCAGGACAAGAUACAGAGUGCACAUCAAACUCAGCAGGACUCAAUCUCUGUCGCCACUGAAACAGCGACACACACACAGGAACUCCUCCAGCUCACAGGCUCGUUGAGAAAUUGGUCUCAUCAAGAGCACGAGAAGGACCAAAUGAAAUGGAGCAUCACAUCAGAGAACAACGUGUGCUCACCUCUCAGGGAUCAGUACCUUCCAUGUCCUGGACCCCAUCACCCAAUGGACAAUGGACCUUCUCCAUGAAGAAGGAGCCUCAGGCCAAAGCCAACCAAAUACCCCCACCUGCACACAAAACCAUCUGUAAGAGGGACCACAGGGCACCAGACAUCUGGGAACUAGAGCUGGGAGAUAGCUGCUCAGUAUCGCCGUCAUUGGAAUGUGAUCCAGUGCAGAUUCCAUGGUGAUGUUUACAGGGAGAUGUGGAACUGGUUAAAGGCAAAUAUUAGUUGAGCGAGCUAGACUGCCUUCCACAGACACGAUGGACUGAAUGGUCUUCUGCCGUGCUGUGACUAUCCCAGAUUGCACCAGACCCGUUCUCCAGCUUGACCUUCACCUUGAUGUGAGCUUAUGUUCCAUGUUUAUUAUAUUACCAAGGUCUUGUUCUACCUUCGAGACCGUGGAUAAAAGCAUCGGUGAAAUUCAGGUAUAGGGUAACGAGUGAGGAUGGGGAGGGACAUCUGAGCCCCCUUGUGAACAGGCUCAGAGUCCCUCUUGCACUCAGGGACAGGGUACAAGCUUACUUUCCCCGCUGCCUAAUGCACAUCCUGCCCAUCGAUUCGCCAGCAACUGAGGCAGAGUUUCAGUGUCCCAGCUGGUAACGGGACUGAGUCACCACAUUGACUCCUUCCUGCCCUGUUGUGGCACAUGCCUAGCCUGCAAGUCCUGCAUAUCGGAAUGGAGUUCCUCCUAGUCCCGAUGGCACUUCAUACAUUUUGCAAGUCACGGCCUUGUUUGUCCUCCCAAAUCAUAUCUCAUAUCGGCAGUGACUCCCACCUGCCAUCCCUCUGUCCAUUUCACCAAAUUAACAAUGUAUCAAGUAGCCUCAGACUAGACUGCUUAUGACUGACAUCAAUUUACAUGUCAUCUUCAAACUUACUAAUCAGACUUCUGUGUUGAGAUAAAAAAUCAUUCUUCUUUUCAACUGUCAGGCCCCAUCACCAGCCUCUCUGACACAACAUUGGUCAUGAUCAUAAAUCCUCCACAUCACGCUCUGAAUCCUAUUAACAAGCCCAUUAUGGAUCCAAUUUCUUCUAGAUCCCAAAAGCUCGAACCUCCGUGACAAGUUUCCCUUGUAUGCCCUGUCAAAGGCUACAUUACCCUCAAUGCCCUAGUCAAUACAUUCUAUUGCCUCUUCAAACAAAUAAUCAGAUUGAUCAAGUAGGAUCUCUUCUUAACAAAGUUCUUCUGUCUGUGCAAGUGCACAUCCACCCUGUUCCACAGCUUUUCCUCUCCUCUAUGACUGAUAGUAGAUUCAGUGCUGUAAUUACCUAGUUUAUUCCCACUGCCCUCCUUGAAUAAAGACACCACAUUUCCACUCUUCAGCCUUCGUGUACUUUAGAGACAACAGCAGGAAUCCUUGCACAGCUCAAAGCAAUCACAUCCCCUUCCUCUCGUAGCAGCCUUGGGUAUAUCCAUCUUAAAUCCUUCCAAGUUAUCUAAUAUUUCCUUCUUAAUGAUAACAUGUUUUAAGGUUUCACCGACUGCAAUGUCGCUCCAUUCCGUGAAUACAGAGGUGAGGAGAAUUAUUCAUUUCAAAUUCCAUCCACAUCCUAUGGUUUCAAUGGGUCCGAUGCAUUUGCUGGAUACAUUUAAAAUGCUUUGGUCUUAUUCUUAAACAUGUCUGCAAUGAUACGUUGUGCCCCCAUUUGCUUAAUAAGCAUUUUUUACUUAUUACGUCUAGUACUCAUUUUUUAUUCCAUAUUCUCCCUUUUCUUCAUUCCUUGACAACUUUUAUCUUCCAAAAGCAAUAGGAUAAAUGUAUUUUCCAAAAGCAAUAGGAUAGUUUUUUUAAAGAACAAAGUGCCGGGGUAAUCCAGCUGUUCAAGUAGCAUCUCUGGAAGACAUGUCCCACUGAGAUGCUGUUUGACCUGCUCAGUUACUCCAGCAGUUAUUGUUCGACUCAUUAUCCUUUCAUCAGCUAUGUGUAAUUUUUCAAUGGACCAUUGAUCUAACGUUGAUGCUACUGCAUAUUCAAGAAUGUAUACCUGGUAGACAUUGCAUUGUAAUGAAUAUAUGGCUCAAUGCUAAUAAUGCUAUUGUUUUAAUUAACAAUUAUAGAUGCGCUGGGUUUGAUUAAUGUGUACCGACUUUGAUGAUUCGUUGGGAAGUUAGGUUCUUGUUCUGGGACAAAUGAGUAGGCUCAUCAGAAGCUACAAAUCAACACACCCUAUUGAGUAUUGAUCCGGAUAUCUGACCACUGGGAGACAGAACAAAGUAAGUGUAUCCAUCAGGGAAUACCACUAAGGGAAAGGUGAUGAGGAAACGGAGACAGAAAGAGUGACAACAGAAGGAGAAAAAGUUGAUGGUGAAAUGAAGAAGGGUAAGCGACUCUACAGUAGAGGAUAUUAAGACAGGAAUAGAGGGAAAGGAGUCAGAGAGAGAGAGACGUCGGAACCACAUGUGUCAGGGAAUGGGAGAUACAUUAGGGAAAGAGGGAAGUGUUGGUGAGGAGGAAAGACAAUGGAGAGAGACAACGAGAGGGUGAGAGGUGACAGGAAGGAGGCAGAGCCACCAGGGAGAGAGGAAUGCGAUGGUGAUGAAAAGAAGUGAGCAGAGUAAAAAUAAGAGAGAGGUAAUGGAGAGGAGCAGAAAAAGUGGUAGAGAGAUCACGGGGGGUGGGGUAGAGGUGAUCGAGAGAGACGGGGAUGUGGUGACGUUAACAGAGGAGGAGAGAGGCAACUUGAAGUGGGGCAAUGGAAGGGCCAACAGAGAAUGGGGCAAUGGGAUAUGUGACAGAGAGUGGGGCAAUGGGAGAGGUGACACAGUGGGGCAAUGGGAGAGGUGACACAGUGGGGCAAUGGGAGAGGUGACACAGUGGGGCAAUGGGAGAGGUGACACAGUGGGGCAAUUGGAGAGGUGACACAGUGGGGCAAUGGGAGAGGUGACCCAGUGGGGCAAUGGGAGAGGUGACACAGUGGGGCAAUGGGAGAGGUGACACAGUGGGGCAAUGGGAGAGGUGACACAGUGGGGGCAAUGGGAGAGGUGACACAGUGGGGCAAUGGGAGAGGUGACACAGUGGGGCAAUGGGAGAGGUGACACAGUGGGGCAAUGGGAGAGGUGACACAGUGGGGCAAUGGGAGAGGUGACACAGUGGGGCAAUGGGAGAGGUGCCCGAUGGAGUCAAAAGAGGGAAACAGAAGAUGUAAUACAGACCCGAACUACACAUCUCUUCCAGAACCAAGUAAUCUCUUCCCCUGCUUUACUUUGUAGAUGUGCAGUAAUCAAAUAAUAAAUGAUUCAUAAAAUGAAAUAAAAUGCUUGACGCCCUUAAUACCAGUGUCUGGUUGUUGUUUCCUCUCCACCAGCAAAAUAAAUCAUGUGAUUUCUCUGAAAUAAUACAUUAAAUGAAAAUUUGAAAAUUAUGGUGAAAAUUGUUGUAAAUUGAGCAGCCCCACGAUGGUGAGUAGUCCGCAGCUCCGCAGUCUCCCGAGCCCCCGGGUCGUUCAGGUUGGAGGCCGCUCCACGGUGCUAGGCCCCAACCACAACGGAGACCCGGCAGGGAAAAGGUCGGGUC
Messenger RNA from Leucoraja erinaceus (little skate), 9892 nucleotides. RefSeq lists its product as uncharacterized. The record is from RefSeq and is a predicted model, not a curated record. The transcript is spliced from 2 exons. Lineage: Eukaryota; Metazoa; Chordata; Chondrichthyes; Rajiformes; Rajidae. The coding region runs from base 1809 to 5621 and encodes 1270 amino acids. Gene Ontology annotation, molecular function: GTP binding; protein binding.